AUGCUUCGUUCAUCGCUUGGGUUUGGCAAGCAUCGAGUCCCGGCUCUGAGGCCAUCUGUCGGCGGUCGCUGGCUGAAGGCUGCCUCUACAGCGACUCAAUGGAGUCAGACACGCAAAUAUGCCUCUGUCACCAGUCUGGACAGCUUCCCUGAGGUGGGAGAACAACUGCACGGCUUCACCGUCCAAGAAAAGAAGCAUGUCCCGGAAUUACACCUCACAGCGGUCCGAUUGAGACACGACAAGACACAUGCCGAUUACCUCCAUGUGGCUAGGGAUGAUAAGAACAAUGUUUUUGGAAUCGGAUUUAAAACAAACCCCCCGGAUGCUACUGGUGUGCCCCAUAUUUUGGAGCAUACGACUUUAUGCGGUAGUGAGAAGUACCCUAUCCGGGAUCCUUUCUUCAAGAUGCUCCCUCGAUCCCUUUCAAACUUCAUGAAUGCUUUCACCUCAUCCGAUCAUACCACCUAUCCCUUUGCGACAACGAAUCAGCAAGAUUUCCAAAAUCUCUUGUCUGUUUACCUGGAUGCUACUCUUCAUCCCCUCUUGAAGGAGGAAGAUUUUAGGCAGGAAGGCUGGCGUCUGGGACCCGAGGAUCCUCGAGCUAUUCAGACUCAAGAGGGAAAUUUGAAACCAGAAGACAUCCUAUUCAAAGGUGUCGUGUAUAAUGAGAUGAAAGGUCAGAUGUCGGAUGCGAACUAUCUCUAUUGGAUUAGAUUCCAGGAAAACAUUUUCCCCGCCAUUAACAACUCCGGAGGUGACCCUCAGUAUAUCACCGACUUGACUCACAGCGAACUCGUGAAGUUUUCAAAACGGAAUUACCAUCCUAGCAACGCUAAAAUCCUGACCUAUGGUGACUUACCCUUAGACGGUCACCUAAAGCAAGUCGGAGGCGUACUAGAUGGAUUUCUAAAGGAAGAAUCGGAUGCGACGGUCAAGAUGCCCAUGGACCUUAGUCGGGGUCCCGUGAAUGUGACUGUUCCGGGCCCAAUUGACACAUUUGCUAGUGAAGACAAGCAAUUCAAGACUUCCACCUCAUGGUACAUGGGUGAUACCACAGAUAUUGUCGAAACAUUCUCUGCCGGUAUCCUCUCCUCUUUGUUGUUGGAUGGUUAUGGAUCGCCGAUGUAUAAGGCCUUGAUUGAGAGCGGCUUAGGUUCCUCAUUUACACCAAACACAGGCAUCGAUACUUCAGGCAGGGUUCCCAUUUUCUCAAUCGGUGUGAACGGUGUGAGCGAAGAUCAGGCACCUUGUGUGAAAGAGGAAAUCCAGCGAGUGUUCCAAGAAUCCUUGUCUAAGGGCUUUAAUGACGAGAAGGUUCAGGGAUUCCUUCACCAGAUGGAACUUGCUUUACGGCAUAAGACCACCAACUUUGGUCUCGGUGUUAUCCAGAAAACGAUCUCGUCCUGGUUUAAUGGCUCCGACCCCAUGAAGGAGCUUGCCUGGAAUGAGAUCGUCAAUGCUUUCAAGAGCAAAUACGAAAAAGGAGGCUACCUCGAAUCCUUGAUGCAGAAAUACCUCAUGAACGACAAUUGUCUCACGUUCACAAUGGUCGGCACACCUUCUUUUAACAAAGAGCUAGAUGACAAGGAAAUGGUGCGAAAGGAGAAGAAGUUUGAACAGCUAGUUGCGCAGUAUGGCUCUGUUGAAAAGGCAGUUAGUGAGCUUGGCAAAGCAGAGCUCCAGUUGCUUGAAAUUCAGGAAAAAGCCCAGCAUGCUGAUCUCAGCUGUUUGCCCUCUCUGCGCGUUGAAGAUAUCUCACGCGACAAGGAGCGCAAGCCAGUUCGCGAGUCCAAAGUUGACGAUACAGAAGUUGUAUGGCGCGAGGCACCUACCAACGGUUUGACGUAUUUCCAGGCACUCAAUGCUUUUGCAGAUCUUCCUGAUGAUCUACGUUUACUUCUGCCCCUAUUCAAUGAUUGCAUCAUGCGUCUCGGAACCCCAACCAGAUCCAUGGAGCAAUGGGAGGACCUCAUCAAGCUAAAGACUGGCGGUGUCUCGACCUCGUCUUUCCACACCUCGUCUCCAACUGAACUUGGAAGAUUCACCGAGGGCCUUCAGUUCUCUGGCUUCGCUUUGGACAAAAACAUCCCAGAGAUGCUCGAGAUUUUGACCACCCUUGUUACAGAGACGGACUUUACCAGCCCCUACGCACCUGGAAUGAUCCAGGAGCUGCUGCGACUUACCACUAACGGAGCUCUCGACUCCGUCGCUGGAACUGGUCAUCGGUAUGCGCUGAAUGCCGCUGCUGCAAGUCUUUCGCGCAGUUUCUGGGUACAAGAGCAACAGGCUGGUUUGGCACAACUGCAAGCGACCGCAAAUCUUCUUCGCGAUGCUGAAACCUCCCCUGAGCGCCUUGCCGAGCUGAUCGAAAAGCUUCGUCUGAUCCAAUCCUUCGCGGUCUCUAAGACUUCAGGACUCCGUGUGCGUGUUGUGUGCGAGCCUAGCAGUGCUAGCCACAAUGAGUCCGUCUUGCAAAAAUGGAUUGGCGGUCUGCCAGACAUUCAGUCGCCAACCUCGGCUCCGGAAGCCUUUGCCUCAAAUUUGGCUGUAACGAAGGCGUUUUAUGACAUGCCUUACAAGGUCUACUACUCCGGGUUGGCUCUGCCUACUGUUCCUUUUACACACUCGUCCAGUGCCGCACUGAGUGUGCUCUCUCAGCUUCUCACCCAUAACUAUCUUCAUCCUGAGAUUAGAGAAAAGGGAGGAGCAUAUGGCGCGGGAGCCAGUAACGGCCCGGUUAAGGGAAUGUUCGCAUUUACUAGCUACCGUGACCCUAACCCUAUCAACACUCUCAAGGUUUUCCAGAACAGCGGUGUGUUCGCAAGAGACCGUGCUUGGUCUGAUCGAGAAAUCAACGAGGCCAAGCUGGGUAUUUUCCAAGGCCUCGAUGCCCCAGUGAGUGUUGAUGAGGAAGGAACCCGGUACUUCGUGAGUGGCAUCACCUACGAAAUGGACCAGCGUUGGAGAGAGCAGGUGUUGGAUGUCACUGCAAAGGAUGUAAACGAGGUUGCGCAAACAUUCCUCGUCGACGGCUCUCGACGAUCUGUUUGCCUUCUGGGUGAGAAGAAGGAUUGGGCCGAGCCUGAAGGCUGGGAGGUGCGAAAGCUUUCCAUGAACCCUGAUGAUUCUGGAGCGUCUCCUGCAGACGUGGAAGGUGCCCAUGCUUCUGCCUAA
Molecule: messenger RNA, 3174 nt
Organism: Aspergillus ochraceoroseus IBT 24754
Lineage: Eukaryota; Fungi; Ascomycota; Eurotiomycetes; Eurotiales; Aspergillaceae
Gene: cym1
Product: pitrilysin family metalloprotease cym1
Exons: 2
Coding region: 1-3174 (1057 amino acids)
Biological process (GO): protein processing
Cellular component (GO): mitochondrial matrix
Molecular function (GO): metal ion binding
Source: RefSeq, a predicted model, not a curated record